This is a messenger RNA of Cuscuta campestris, 3245 nucleotides long. Lineage: Eukaryota; Viridiplantae; Streptophyta; Magnoliopsida; Solanales; Convolvulaceae. The record is from the annotation of a GenBank genome assembly.
AGAAGAAUGAGAAUGAAUCUAGUGCGGCAAAAUGGUUUGAAAAUGCAUCAUAUCGAAAUGCACCAAAAUCCUUUGAAAAUGCACUAUCUUAAAAUCUGAGUGCAGGAUGCAAUCUGAGCCGCACGAUGCAUCAGAUCCAACGGCUAGAUUUCAUUCUCAUUUCUCUCCACAAGAUCUUGCCUUGAAAAGAAGUUCCAAGCGCAGCAAGAAAUCUGUUGUAAUGGCUUCACCGAUUGGAAGAAGUGGUAGAUUGCAGCUUGCAGAGAUUAUGAAAAGGCCAAAAGUACACGCUGCGCAUGUCGACCUGGGCGAUGAUGACGAAGAUUCUGUGGAAGAUGGUGGUGCAAAUGGGAAUGAUAAUGCUGGUUCAGAUGUGUCUAGAGAUGAUGCAGUGAGUGGGGGAGAUGAAGGCGGGAAUGCAGAAGAGGAGACUGACAGUGAUGAUGCAUUUGAUGACCCACCUCGGAAGACAUCAACUGACUCUUCACCGAGUGCUUCGAGGAAGAAUGCUGCAACAGUAAAGAAACGAAAGAGGGAGGGGAUAACCAAAUUGAAGGAGAAGUACCUACGAAUUCAGUCAAGAGCUUCUCCUAACGUUUUGCAAAAAGUGGUUGAAGCUCUGAACGAAGUUUCAGAGGCGAGAAGUUGUGAGAAUUGGGAUCAGUUGAGGGUAGAGAUCGGAAGGAGAGACAACAAGAUCACCCCUUUAGAACUUAGUGAAAAGGUACUGCAAUAUACUGAUGGUGGUAUGUGGUUUGUUCGUCUUUUCGUGUUGUUAGUCGUGUCAGUUUUGGUUGAUAGCCCGAGUCAUGGGUACGUAAACAAUUGGGUAUUGAAAAGCUUGGAGGAUGUGGAUGGGAUUGCACACUUAAACUGGUGUGAAUAUGUGCACCGAGCAUUGAUUGAGAGUAGAGUGAAGUGGGAGAAGGGGAAUAGAAAAUACUAUACUGGACCUCUAUUGUGCUUGUUGGCGUUCUACGUGGACCGAGUGGUGCUCUAUAGAAGGGACGUUGAGAGGAUGUCGCCUGCAUUUCUGGGAUGGACAUCUAAGAUCCUGAGGGAUAGGGAAAACAAUGAGGUCAGAGCAGGUGGAUUCAGGUUGGGGUAUGACGAUGGUAGAUUUGUUGGUGAGGUGAUGGAUGCGAGCUCUGGUGACACAGAUGUUGAGGCAGGUUUAGAACAGGAUAAUGUGGAAAAUGAAAAGGGAAGAGUUCUGGCUACCACAAUCAUCGACCCAGUGUCGUUGAUUGAGAGUGCACCACCUGGUACCAUGGAGAAUGAUGUGUUCAAGCAGUUGCAGCUUGCAGCGGGUAGAUUAUUGGGUCUGGCACAACGUAGAGGUGGUGGAAGCUUAGAAACACCUGAUGGAGGAUUUUCUGAGGUGACUUAUGAUGAAGGUUUCUGGAGCGACCCUGCAAACAUAGAUCAGUUGGUGGAGAAUGAACAGGCACUACUGACACGUUCAAAAUACAAGAAGAUCAUGGAGGAUAUGCCAUCGUUCAGUCUGGGGUUCUCGCAAUUGGAUGGAGAGAAUGAGAAUGUGAAUAUUGAUGGUGGUGAUAUGGGUGCUUGCAGAAAAACACCUAGCACUCCUGCAGUUCGGGUUGUGAAUGAGCCGGAGAGUAACCCUGGGGUUGAAAAUGAUUUCAUAACACCUGGAAGCAGGAAUAAGCCGGACAGGAUUGGUAUGACAUCGGUUGCUGGUGUGAGUGCAGUGGGUGAUGAAACUGUGCGAGGAACUAUUCCAGAAUGUUCAAAAGCAGUGCCAUGCAAUGUAGCAAGGAAGUUGGCUAGGACAUUAAAAUCUGCGGGCCCUUUGAGAUCACCCUACCUUACACGACCGAUAGAUCUUUCCGAUGGGUUAUCUGUCAUGGAGAGGAGGGUGACGAAUUGGGUGUUGCAGAGUCCAAAUGCUCCAAAGGAUGAAGCUGUUUUCAUGAAGGAUGGAUUGGAGUUGACAAGAGGUGAAAUUGCGUCGUUGGAUAUUGGGAAACAUAUUUCCAAGAGGGUGAUGGAUGUGUGGUCAACAAUACUCAACCACAAUGAGAAAUUCAGAAGUGGCGAAUCCCCGUUGCGUGUGUUUGCUAGGAGCAUGGAUUGUGUUGUAAAUGGGGAUAUAGUCGAUGUGUCUGAGGCGAACGUGAAGAACAUGUUUGCGAAUGCGCUGCUUCCUGCGUGGGAUGACAUGGCAGAUGAUUUCAACUGGGGGAAAGCUGAACUGUUUUUCUUUCCUAUUAUGCAACAGAACCGGGCAUAUGUGUUGUGUGUUGACCUAAAAAGCAGAAGUGUGACAUCCUGGAUAGCUCUUCAGCGAAAGCAAAAAACGAAGACAGAUAUGGUGAGGUUGUUGGGUGAUUUUCUUGAGCAGCAGAGGUUUGUUUACAAAGUUAUGAUGCAGCUUGGAGCAUUCCCCAUCGCAUUAAUGAAUGAUCUCAACAACCAUGAAUAUGACUCAGCGUCCUCGCUUGACAGGGAGAGAAGUGAGAGGAUGGUUGUGCUGUUCUUCGAAUAUGCUGAGAACGUAAGCAUCAUGUCCAAGGAUGUGAAAUGCAACACGUACCAUACAGCCUAUACGCUUAGAAAUGCGUCUUCUUCUUCCAGACCUGCUAUGUUAUAUGGGGCAGAGUGUUGGGCGGUUAAGAAGACUCAUGUGCGUCGUCUGCAUGCGGCGGAGAUGCGGAUGUUACGAUGGAUGUGCGGGAAGACAAGGUUGGAUAGGAUUUCGAAUGAGGUUAUCCGACGUCAAGUAGGUAUGGCACCGGUGGAAGACAAGUUGCGGGAAGCGAGGUUGAGGUGGCUUGGCCAUGUGAGACGGCGGGAUGCUGACGCCCCUGUACGGAGAUGCGAAAGGAUUACAGUUAUUGGGGGAAGUAGGGGAAGGGGUAGACCUAAGAAGAAUUGGGAGGAGGUGAUAAGACAGGAUUUAGGACUUCUCGACCUGACUGAGGAUAUGGCCCUAGAUAGGAACCUUUGGAGAACUAGGAUUAGAGUCGCUGGAUAGAAGCUUGGUGUUGUAGAGGUUGUUUUGUAGUGUGUUGUAUUUGUUGGGAAUCUUUUGCUAUUGUUUGUACUUGUUGCUUGUACUUGGUGCCUUAUCUGUGCUAUACUGUGUUCUCUUCCAUAUUUUUGUGCAGGUGGAGCCGGGGGUCUCUUGGAAACAGCCUCCCUACUUCCGAGUAGGGGCAAGGUCUGCGUACACACACCCUCCCCAGACCCUACUGUUGUGGGAUUCAACUGGGUUAUUG